Molecule: messenger RNA, 886 nt
Organism: Tachyglossus aculeatus (Australian echidna)
Lineage: Eukaryota; Metazoa; Chordata; Mammalia; Monotremata; Tachyglossidae
Product: beta-defensin 36-like
Exons: 2
Coding region: 546-785 (79 amino acids)
Biological process (GO): innate immune response
Cellular component (GO): extracellular region
Source: RefSeq, a predicted model, not a curated record
UGCUGUGUGACCUUGGCCAGGUCACUUCUCCGUGCCUCAGUUCCCUCCUUUGUAAAAAGGAGAUGGGAGACUGAACCCCACUUGCGACAGGGACUGUGUCCAUCCAGGUUUGCUCGUCUCCACCCCAGUGCUUAGUACAGUGCCUGGCACAUAGUAAGCGCUUAGCAAAUACCAUCAUUACUUAUUAUUACUCCACACACAGCGCUCCGCCCCUUCGGGUCCUCAACCGCAGGAGCGCACACUGCUCAAGCACAACAGAGCCCAAGGGUGCUCACCCCCGUCUAGUACAGUGCUCCGCACCCGGGGGCUGUCCUGAACGGUCAGUGGGAGGGUCUCCUCGUCCCGGGGUCGGCGUUCCGGAGAGGAGGCCGGUACCUUCCGUUCUUGGAUGGGGUCUCUGGACCGUGUCCACUCUGGUCAUCUCGCCACCCGUGUCCGCGUCGGACGGAUCGCACUCGCCUCCCGGGAGGCUGGACGUCCUCUCCACAGAGAUCUCCCCGCUGGCUUUUCCGCAGAGACACCCUCCCUCCCCUCUUCCUGCAUCCAUGAGGGCCCUGGCCUGGAUCUCCGUGUCUCUCCUGGCCCUGGCUAUCUCUCCUCCAGGGCGGUGUGACCUGAAUCCCUCCCGCUGCUGGAACGCCAAGGGGAAGUGCAAGGACAGGUGUUCGGGCCUAGAGAACGUCAUGUCCCUCUGCCGAAAUCAACACCUGUGCUGCGUCCCGUCCAAGUACACCCCGCUACUGUCUGGGCGCACCCCGAAACCCACGCCGCCACGGCCAGAGUAGCCCCCGCACCCGGGGCCCACCGGGAGGGGACGGGAACCGCGUCCGAGCGCUCAGUACAGCGCUCAGCGCCCGGCGGGGCGCUCAAUAAACACCCUGGGUCG